Messenger RNA from Coturnix japonica (Japanese quail), 5402 nucleotides. The record is from RefSeq and is a predicted model, not a curated record. Lineage: Eukaryota; Metazoa; Chordata; Aves; Galliformes; Phasianidae.
GGGGGAGCAGCCGGUUUUCUCGACCGCUUUUUGUUGGCUGUGUAUCGUGCCUGUGGGAUGGCUGAGGUAGAGCUGGUCACACGGUGCUGUAACUACUAAGUUUUCCGGGAGCAUAAAAUAGCGAGCUCAGUGUUUUUGGGAUGUCCCGGAUCAGCUAUAAUUACAGUCUCUUUUCAUGAUACAAUGUUGAGGGUUUCCACGUGUUUGUUAGCCUCUAAAGGAAGUAUGGAAUCCAUGGUGUGACAUCCAGGUGUAUUAUCAGAACUCAUUCUCUCUAAACCCCAUCCUUUAUGUUUCUGGUGCCUUUCUGCUUCCUAAAAGAUGUUUUGUUAGUUGAAAUAUCAAGGGGGAACGUGGAUGGCUUUUAAAUGUGAAGAGAGAGCAGAGUCUUGAAGUGGUUAUUCGUUAAAAUAGUCGCCGUGACUUAGGAAGUGGCAGCCUAAGGAAAGAUCAAAGUAAAAGAUGCUUGGAGUGUGGAUUUGAAUGGUGGUGGGAUAAGGCAGAAUGGUUGGAAUCAUGGGUAGUUUCAGUGGUUAUCGCAUCUUUUUUAGACUUAGGAGGAAAUAUGAGGACAAAGUUUCAGGGAGACAAGAAGGGAUUUAAAGGAAAACCCUUUAGGAAAUAGGGUGUAAAUUCAUUUCCAGUGCAUUUUUAAAGGUUCACGUGUUAACAUUCAUACUGAUCAUUUGAACGUUAUUGUCAAAUCAGCUUUUGGAUAGGAUGGAUGAAUGGAUUGAUAGGGAGCCUGACACUAUCCUGCUCCCACCAGUUUUAGAGAGCUAUCUUUAGUAUCUUCCUUCACAGCUUACUCUUUAUGUGAGCAGUGCUUACUCUCACUGUAAGCCUUUACUGUCUGCUCAUGUUUGUGACACAUUCUGUUCUACAUUCGUAGCUGUCCUCAUUUCUCUUGGAAGCUUGGGACUUUAUGCAUCCAAAAUACAUUGUCUGGAUUUAGGUAGACAAAAGUUUUUUCUUUUCCUGUGUGGUUGUAGAAAGAUACUGACAGAUCUCAUUAAAGAACUUCAGAUGUGUUGUUAAAUACAUCAGCAGUGUGUUGCAGGUAGGGAAGCCUCUUGGAUAUCAGAUAAUUUUGGAGCGUGGCACAUUAGGGUUGGGCUCAAGAUGUGUUGAAAGAAGUUCAUAGUAAAGAAUCUCUUACAUAAAAUUAAUCACUUCCUUGUCAGGAAAUUCCCAGGACGCAGAUCUCUGGAAUGUGACACAUUACUUGAGGAUAAAUUUGACUCCAUGUUCACCUUGUCCUGAUUUUUAGAUGCACAUUUGUAAUCACUCUUGGAAGUGGGAUACUGGGCCUAGUUAAACCAUUAUUAUUAUAUUAUCUAUUAUCCAGUGUGGUUGCUCUCGCAUAUUUAAGCUACAGUUAUUUCUUUAAGCCUUGUUUUCAUUGCAGUGUUCUAUCAUUGGCGUGCCUAACUGAACCAGAAAAAACUCAGUUUUCUCAUAUUCCACUGUGUUACUAUCAGAAUGUGAUGGUUAUGUAAGAAGGGAAUAAAAGACCUGCAGCUUUUUACUAGAUUAGAUAACACACACAGCUCCACCAACACUUGAUUAAAAAUAACACAUAAGAGUUUUUUUCCUGCCGUAGGAUGAGAUAAAUAAUACUUUCAGACAACAACGCAUAUCCCUGCAGUUGCACAGUUUGCAUGGGCUGUUCUAAGAAAGACUCCAGGGAUUGUCCUUCCCCUGCCUUCUGUAGAGCAGAAUUUAGCAACUGCUUGUGUAAGUCUUGCUUGUCCUUAUUCAGGAAGGUACCUACAGAACGUGCCUUCAGUGCAGUGAGGUAGAAGUACAUUGCUUAUGAUUUUAAGCCGUUUAUUUGAUGUUUCUGUAAGCAGUUCCUUGUACAGGUAGUGUGUGCAGCCCAAUUAAACAGGAGAUGACCAUAAGUUAGUGUUUUAAGCUGUCUUUAUGCCACUUGUAAAUUAUAUCAAAUAAUCUGAUUUGAGGCUUUCAGAAAUAAACAGCAGUGUAAAUAAAAUGAAGCAAAACCAAUGCAGGCUGAGGGAACAGGAAGUAGCAGGCAGUAGACCUAAAACUUAAUGCCUGAAUAUCUGGAGCUGAGUCUGACAGUCUCUCUUGACAUAUAUCCCAAGAAAAAGUAGCGAUGUUUGAAUCACUUCAGUUGUGGAUAAGGGUUAAUGAAUCCUUAGAUGCAACUCAGUUUUAUUUUGUUUCAGUUUGUUCUUUGUUGCUUGGUAGGUUUUUUGGAGUUUUUAAUAAGGUAGCUCCAGCAGGCAGACUUCUAAGUGCAAAAAUUGCUCAGCAUUUCUGCAGCAAAGCAAGUACUGACCUUUGUGCACUUCAGCCUUGAGCAGAAGUGUGCUUUAAACUCUUUUUUUAGGCAUGAGCUGCAACAAAGUUGCUUUUGCAACUUAGACUUCAGUGUUAAGGUAUUCUUAUCAGAUCUAGACUGCUACAGCUAUCCCUGGCAUUUUUGUGCAAUACUGCAGUGUGUUUUUUUCAAGACAUUUGAACUCUAACUUCUGAAAUAGGGCACUCACAAAAUUAUUAAUUACACUUGCUAAUUGUGAUGGCACUUGCGAAUAGAAAGAAGCAACUACAGAUAGGAUAAAUAGUUAACUACAUGAUAGGUAAGUAUCCCAGGAAAAAUAAAAGGAAGGCAAAGUAUAGCAGAGCUGAAAAUACCAGCAAAAGACAUAUACAGAUGCACAGAGAGUUUGUUGGUGAGGUGCAAUAAAGGACUUGCAUACCUAAAUUGAGAUUUAAGAGGAAUUUAAGGACUGAGGUCCUAACAAAAGAGAUCUAAGAAAUCUCACACAGCUACUGCCUAACUGAGAAGAUGCCUAAAGUCAGAAGACUUUUUAGUUUAUAUCCCUAGAGUGUCUAGGGUUUUACUUGUGUGCAGCAGCUGGAACGGUUCAGCACUGACUCUUCAACCAGUACAGGCUUCAGUUGAAUUGUCAGAGUGACUCUGCUUUGUCAGUAUUUUCAGGCCCCACCAAACAUGUUAUUGCGUUCUUAAAGUUUGGUGUAUCUGCUUGCUUUUCACAUUUAUGUGAAGGAUGGUGAGAUUGAGUAACUUUUUACUUAGCAACCUAUCUUCAGUUAUGUAUCUGAGCUGGAGGAUUCGGUUUGGUUCUGUCCGAGAGUAUUCACAGCUUGUCUCAUCUCCCCAAGUAAUUUAUCCUAAAGAGUAAUUGCAUGAACUAGAGAUGAGGAUAUCACUUCCUACUGAAUGCCCCAUUCUUUGGGAUAAAUCUCACACAUUAUUUCUGUCCCUAUAGGCUUUGAAUCCUUUUCUUCUCAGUCAUCUAAAUGUGAUCAAGAUCAAGGUUUUAUUUUAGACUUUUCUGGUUUGAAAACCUUGUUUAGCUCCAGAUAUGAUGCAAGUAAUGCUUGUCUUCUCUUUAGGAAGAGAAUCCUCAGACUGAUUGGACUUCUUCCUUCUGCAGUUGUUGCCUGGAUUCCUAAGACCUUCUCUUCAGAACUGCUUUCCAGCUGGUCAGCCCUCAGUGUAUUCCAGUACCUGGAGCUGUUCCUCUCCAGGUUCAGGGCUUCACAUUUCCCAUAUUUAAGGUCCACUGGAAUGACAACAUAACCAGGUGCCUCUCAUGCUAGUGGUUGCUCUGUCAAGGCCUAGAAGCUCCAAGAGAGACCCACAGUGAAUAAUGCUGACUUCUGUGCAAUGACAUUGGGCAGAACAGCAUUUUACUCCAAAAGAGAUGUCUGAAAAUCUUCAGAAAGUGAAUUGCAUGGGAUGGAACAUGAGGCUACCCAGCUAGAAAAGCAGCACGUGCAUAGCGUGUAUGAAAAUACAGCUGCCUACUUUAAUGAUCUGCAGAGCAAAGCGUGGCCUCGUGUGAGAAACUUUCUGUUGGAGCAAAAGCCUGGCAGUCUCGUUGCUGACAUAGGCUGUGGAACCGGAAAGUACCUCAGUGUCAACAGUCAGGUGUACAACCUUGGCUGUGAUUACUGUGGACCACUGGUAGAAAUCGCAAGGAAGAGAGGUGAAGAAGUUCUGGUUUGUGACAACCUUAACCUUCCCUUCAGGGACCAGUGCUUCAAUGCAGUCAUUUCCAUCGGAGUGAUCCAUCAUUUCUCAACUAAACAAAGAAGAAUCAAAGCAAUAAAGGAAAUGGCGAGAGUACUGAUGCCUGGAGGCCAGAUGAUGGUUUAUGUUUGGGCUAUGGAACAAAAGAAUCGUCGCUUUGAGAAACAAGAUGUAUUUGUUCCCUGGAACAAGGCCUUGUGCUCACGGCAUUUUUCAGAAUCGAAUCAAUCUGGAGAUAAGGGAGAGUUUGUGCAUGCAGUAAAAAGCCAGGAUAUAUACCCUGCAGAGGUACUGAGCUCUGAUUACAGCUACCAAACCAAUCUGCAACCAGAAAAUGAUUCAAAACAUCCCCACAGUACGGACCAUUGCUUAUCCAGAGCCUGCUGCAUGAAAAUUUCUGAAGAAGAAAAUAGGUUUUACAGCGCUCUCGGAAGAUCUUUCCGCUCAUGGUUUUUCUCCAAAUCCCUCGAUGAAUCAGCCCUCAGAAAGCAAUCGGAAAAGCUGAAGCCUCUGAAGAACGAAGGAGAAUGGACAAAUAGUACUGUGCCCAUUCAGCAGUCACGACACUGCAGUUUGGAUUUGGGUCAUCACAGGACACUGCUGAAAGAGCAGUGUUUAGAUGAUGAUGAUGUGUUUGUAGAAAGCUCACCCAUCAAAAAACUGCCAUGGUCACAAGCCAUACAUGCACUGAAGGAUUUGAGUUUAAAUGGAGGACACCAAAGUGCAGCUCAGAGCAAGGAUGAAGAAUCUGCAUUUAUAAAUGGCCCAGUGGAAGACAAGGACCACAGCUGCAGCUGUAAUAAAGAUGAUGCUGUUAAGUCUAAUGCCAGCAAGUUUUUCAAAAGAACUUCAACAACUGACUCUACUGACUCUGCUUUGGAUUCAGCAGUGUCUGUUGGGGAUCAAAGUGAUGACACACUGGAUACAAAAGCCUUCAUGCGUUAUUAUCAUGUUUUUCGGGAAGGGGAGCUGUGCUCAUUGAUAGAAGAGAAUGUGCCUGAGCUUCUGAUAGUCUCUUCCUGCUAUGACCAUGGAAAUUGGUGCAUUAUUGCAGAGAAAAGAGAACAAUAGCUGUAAACAGGACAAAACAAUGUAUUGACUGAGGAUUUUAAGCUGCUUCUUGUUCCUGUGGUUGUACAGUGUGGCAUGGAAUUUGAAUCCCUUGUAGUCAUGUUCCAUUCAUUCCUGAGUUUAUUACAUAUGUAAAUAUCUAAUGCAAAGCCUGCAUAUAGGAAUGUAAGUGGCAAACAAUAUUUAUGUUUUGUUAAACUUUUAUGAAAUUAAAAAUGGAGAGUUUUAUAUUGCUUUUGGCAAACAAUUGUGUUUUUAAAUAUACUUUUCUAUUGAAAAAUAAAACUUUUUUAUAAGACAA